AUGGCUGCUUUGCAACGAGUAGCGUCGAGCUUGAGCACGAGCGCGAGCAGUUAUGGAUCAUGUAAAGGUUCAGGUGCAGAUGUAAUGGUAUCCGAUCAGUUCCCCGCUGGUUUGCGGGUUCUGGUGGUGGAUGAUGACAUCACUUGCUUGAGAUUGCUCGAGAAAAUGCUUCGCCGCUGCCUUUAUCAUGUUACCACUUGCUCCCGUGCCACAGCUGCUUUGGAACUUCUGAGGGAAAGGAAAGGCUGUUUUGAUGUGGUACUAAGUGACGUUCACAUGCCUGAUAUGGAUGGAUUUAAACUUCUUGAACAUGUUGGGUUGGAAAUGGACCUUCCAGUUAUUAUGAUGUCUGCUGAUGGGAGAACGAGUGCUGUAAUGAGAGGAAUCAGACAUGGAGCUUGUGAUUAUUUGAUUAAACCUAUACGUGAAGAAGAGCUCAAGAAUAUAUGGCAACAUGUUAUUAGGAAAAAGUGGAAUGAAAACAAAGAACAAGACCAUUCUGGAAGCUUUGAGGAUAAUGAUCGGCAUAAACGAGGGAAUGAUGAUGCUGAAAAUGCAUCUUCUGUUAAUGAAGGGGCCGAAGGAAGGAGCAUUGCUAAAGAAGACGAUGAUACUGAUCUGGAAAAUGAUGAUCCAUCUGCAUCAAAGAAACCACGUGUUGUGUGGUCAGUGGAGCUCCAUCAGCAAUUUGUCAGUGCUGUAAACCAGCUUGGAAUUGAUAAGGCUGUGCCUAAGCGAAUCCUCGAGUUGAUGAAUGUGCCUGGUUUAACUAGAGAAAAUGUUGCAAGUCAUUUGCAGGGAAGAGUUUCGCUUGGCUUUUGGUGUAGCAGUUCUCCAGAUGUGCGCUUUGCUUAUGGUGGUGCCGGCGAAGCUCCGACUAGUUAUAAGUUUAGACUAUAUUUGAAGAGAUUAAAUGGGGUUGCUCAACAAGGUGGGAUGUCUAAUACAUUCUGCGGACCUUUGGACUCAAAUGGAAAACUUAAUCCACUUGGAAGAUUUGACAUCCAAGCUUUGGCUGCCUCUGGCCAGAUUCCUCCACAAACUUUAGCAGCACUGCAUGCUGAGCUUUUUGGUCGUCCUGCAGGUGGUCUGGUUACAACAGUGGACCAACCAGCACUUUUACAAGCAUCCAUGCAAACUCCAAAAUGUAUUCCUGCUGAACAUGGUGUGCCAUUUCGUCAGCCCAACAUUUCCAAACAUUUUCCACAGAAUGUGAUCUCUGUUGAGGAAGUUGCUUCAGGGUUUGGAGCCUGGCCCUCUAAUAGUGUUGGUACAGCAGGACCCAGUAGCAAUCUUGGAGGGAUGAACAGUCAAAAUGGUACCAUGUUGAUGGACAUAUUGCAGCAGCAGCAGCAGCAGCAAUCACAGCAACAGUCAUCAUUACCAGAGCCCAGCCGUUCAAUUAACGUGCAGCCAUCUUGCCUUGUGGUCCCUGCCCAACCAUCGGCUGCUUUUCAGGCAGGAAAUAGUUCUGCUUCAGUCAAUCAGAAUUGCAGCUAUAACAGGAAUGCUAUGAUUGAUUACAGUCUCCUGUCACCUCAAUCAAAUAAUUCCUCAUUGAAUAUUGGACAAAUAUCAAAUGGGGACCUCAAAACCACAGGUGUAAGUGUGUACUCAGGCUCAGGUUCCAUAUCUCCUUUGUCAUCAUGCUCUGUAAAACCUGACAACACCUCUCAGCAAGGUCGAAGCUCAACCAUGACAAUUCGAGCUGUAAGACAAUUACCAGGACUUGGUCCAAAUAGCUCUAGCUUCCAGGGUUCUUAUGGUGCUAAGUCUAGUGAAGUGCUUGAUCAAGGACCUCUUAGGAAUCUUGGAUUCGUUGGUAAAUGUACCAGCAUUCCAAGCCGGUUGGCUGUGGAUGAAUUUGAAUCAAUGAUGAGCAACUUAGACCAUGAAAAAUUCUAUAUGGAGACCAAUGGUAAUAAAGUGAAGCAGGAGCCGAAUAUUGAAUUUAUGGAUAAUUCCAGAGUUGGCAUCCCAAUGUUUCAACCAUUGCCCCCGGUGUCAAGUGAUCUCAUGAGUGUUUUCACAGAAUAG
This is a messenger RNA of Dovyalis caffra, 2037 nucleotides long. The record is from the annotation of a GenBank genome assembly. Lineage: Eukaryota; Viridiplantae; Streptophyta; Magnoliopsida; Malpighiales; Salicaceae.